AUGGCGUCGGAGAAGAAGCAGUCCAACCCGAUGAGGGAGAUCAAGGUGCAGAAGCUGGUGCUCAACAUCUCUGUCGGAGAGAGUGGGGAUCGCCUCACCCGCGCCGCUAAGGUCCUGGAGCAACUGAGUGGCCAGUCACCAGUGUUCUCUAAGGCUAGGUACACUGUCCGUUCCUUUGGUAUCAGGCGUAAUGAGAAGAUUGCCUGCUAUGUUACUGUAAGGGGUGAGAAGGCAAUGCAGCUUCUGGAGAGUGGACUGAAGGUCAAGGAAUAUGAACUGCUAAGGAGGAACUUCAGUGAGACAGGGUGCUUUGGUUUUGGAAUCCAGGAGCACAUUGAUCUUGGCAUCAAGUAUGAUCCUUCAACUGGUAUCUAUGGAAUGGACUUCUAUGUCGUCCUUGAGCGCGCUGGAUACCGUGUUGCCCGACGCCGCAGGUGCAAGUCCCGUGUUGGAAUCCAGCACAGAGUGACCAAGGAGGAUGCUAUGAAGUGGUUCCAGGUCAAGUAUGAGGGUGUCAUCCUCAACAAGGCUCAGGCUAACACUUCUUAG
Molecule: messenger RNA, 549 nt
Organism: Miscanthus lutarioriparius
Lineage: Eukaryota; Viridiplantae; Streptophyta; Magnoliopsida; Poales; Poaceae
Source: the annotation of a GenBank genome assembly